AUGCCUCUGGCCAAACUGCUUCUUAGGAUGAGACUCUGGGAACUUCUGCCAUUCCUGGUCCUCUUCAUCUUCUUGUGGGGCAUCCAGGAACCUGAGCUGGCUGAGGGGUUCUUUCUCAGAAUGUGCCCAAGAUACAAAGUGAAGUGUACAGAUGUAAGUACAGACGAAUGUUCACAGCACGGACACUGUCCACCAAGGCAAAAGUGCUGCCAGUUUGUCUGUGAAAAAGUAUGUAUGGACCCCAGAGACGAUUUUUGCAGUCUGCCAAAGAAUACUGGCCCCUGCAUGUUCCGUGUUCCACGCUGGUAUUAUAAUAAAGAAACUGGGCGCUGUACUGAAUUCAUCUAUGGUGGUUGCAUGGGGAACCGUAACAACUUCCUAAGUGAAAGUGUCUGCAAAUCCAUCUGUAAAAAAUGA
Molecule: messenger RNA, 417 nt
Organism: Microtus oregoni (creeping vole)
Lineage: Eukaryota; Metazoa; Chordata; Mammalia; Rodentia; Cricetidae
Product: WAP four-disulfide core domain protein 6A-like
Exons: 3
Coding region: 1-417 (138 amino acids)
Biological process (GO): negative regulation of peptidase activity
Cellular component (GO): extracellular region
Molecular function (GO): serine-type endopeptidase inhibitor activity
Source: RefSeq, a predicted model, not a curated record